Molecule: messenger RNA, 1176 nt
Organism: Coccomyxa subellipsoidea C-169
Lineage: Eukaryota; Viridiplantae; Chlorophyta; Trebouxiophyceae; Coccomyxaceae
Product: cornichon-like protein
Exons: 5
Coding region: 260-730 (156 amino acids)
Biological process (GO): vesicle-mediated transport
Source: RefSeq, a predicted model, not a curated record
GGCGAAGGGUGCAGCUCAAUAAACUGUUUUAUUGGUACAUUCUUGGCCAUCAAGGUGCUCAAAAGAGCGGUUCGAACAGGCCUGGUUUGUGGAGGUGCACAACGCCAGCUUCCAACCUGUAAUAAGUUGGGGCAAUGCAAGAUCUGCAUGCAUAGGUCCUUUGGUUGAGCACUUGCAGCCAAUGACUAAUUUUCAUCGACAUCUAUUGUUGCAAGAUUAGUUCGAACGGACAGAAGCCCGACCAUCUGAGCACAAAGACAUGAAUUUUACAUUUUUAGUAUGGUUGCUGGCGUUCUUCAUACAAUUGGCGUUGUUGGGAAUGUCCAUGUAUGGGCUUAUCAUCCUUUCAGACCUGGAAAACGACUUCAUCAAUCCUCACGACUCCUCUGCCAGCCUCAACACCUGGGUGAUGCCGGAAUAUAUAGCCCAGGGAGUGCUCACAGCAAUCCUGCUUCUCACUGGGAAGUGGGUGUCGGGGCUGGUCAUGCUGUGCCUCUUGGCAUGGAAUGUGCGCACCUACCUGCGCAAUGAGCACAAGGUGGACGUGACCGAGGUGUUCAGGCAGAUACCGCGGGAGAAGAACAUCCGCAUCAUCAAGCUCAUCUUCUACCUUGUGGGCUUUGUGUACUUCAUCUACAGAGUUGUGCACACGGCUGUAACUUCCUUUUUGACGCCCGAGUCUCGGGAGGCUGCUCAUAAGUUGUUUCAGGAUGCUGCUGCCACCAUGUGAUUGCUCUGGAUGGCCCAGGGAUCAUUGCAGGUUGAUCAUUACCCUGGUGGAGUACUUUGACCAUGCGUACCCACCAAUCCAAAAGCCAUGGGAACACGAAGCGUGAUGGUCAAUGUUUGUGACAGCACAGAGUCACGUGUGCACACGCCUGGCGAUUGUACAUUAGAAGGACCAUUGCAGCGGUAGAUGAUGAAGGAACCUAAUACAAGUUGGGGUACCCCAGUACAUGUUUUAUGUACCCCAAAUGUUGGGCCCCACCCGCGCAUCACUGGAAACAAGAGGGUUGGGGUCAAGUUGAUGUAUCUUCAACAUGUCAACAAGACACGUGGCUGGACUAACGAAAGAUUGAUUGAGGAGGAUCCAAUUGCCGGAUCUGUAAGAAGGCAGCUUCAGAAAUGCUGAAGAUUAGCUGCUUGCAUUGUAAGGAAAUAUGCAUUGCGUUUUGC